Arachis ipaensis is the source of this 1152-nucleotide messenger RNA. NCBI's taxonomy places the organism in Eukaryota, Viridiplantae, Streptophyta, Magnoliopsida, Fabales, Fabaceae. The record is from RefSeq and is a predicted model, not a curated record.
AUGACUGCUGUGGCUCCUAUAGAGAUCCUUGUCUUCUCUGACUUGGUGAACAAGGCGAGAGUGAUGGAAGAAUAUGCCAAGACGGUAACUUCAUCCAAGGACACUCAUGGAGGGAGCUCUAGUCGGGGGCAUGGCAAGUAUUUCCAUCCUAGAGGUCAAAGCUUCAAAAGAGGAGGAUAUACGCCUCAAGGUCAAGGAGGUUUCAGGAAGAACACUCAGACUCAGUUUCAGUAUGCUAAGGGGAGAGAAAAUCAAAGUAAGAAUUCUCCGGAUUUCACUUGUGUACGUUGUGGGCGUUUCCAUCCUUAUGACUCAUGCAAAAUUGGUUUAGGUGGUUGCUUCAGUUGUGGGUUGCCUAGCCACAUUGCGAGGAAUUGUACUCGUGGGAGGAACCAGAAUGCUGGCCAGAGUCAGCAUCAAGGUCGAGUCUUUGCUGUGAAUGCCAACGAUGCUUCUAAGGUGGAUCCGUUGAUGAGAGGUAUAUGUCUAAUUGGUGAUAAGUCCUUAGUUGCAUUAUAUGAUACUAGAGCUUCGCAUUCGUUUAUUUCGUUUACUAAAGUUGAGGAAUUAGGUUUAAAAGUGUCAGAGUUACCUUUUGAUCUGCAUGUACAUACUCCGCAUCAGAUAGUUUUGACUAGAUCAGGUUGUAGACAAGUAGGUUUCAAACUUGAGGGUAGAGACUUUGUGCAUGAUUUGAUCUGUUUACCAAUGGUGGGGCUAGAGAUGAUUUUGGGGUUUGAUUGGUUGUCGAAGAAUCGGGUUUUGUUGGACUGCUUUGAGCGGACCAUUUGGUUUAUGCCAGAAGGAGAAAAUGGAGCAGUAGUAGCUACGGGAUAUUACCUUAACUCUGUAAUGGUGCACUGUAGUGGGGAGGAGUGUCAGGGUUAUAUUCUUUUGGCUGCUAAUGCGUUGGGGGAUGCCCAGAACUUAGAUCAGAUGCCGGUGGUUAAAGAUUUUCCAGAAGUGUUUACGGAAGAUAUCCCUGAGUUCCCACCUCAAUGGGAAAUUGAAUUUGCGAUUGAACUGGUGCCGGGAGCCGGACCAGUGUCGAUUGCGCCUUAUAGAAUGGCUCCGAUAGAGAUGCCAGAGUUAAAAACUCAGUUUGAAGAGCUUCUGAAUAAGAGGUUCAUUCGACUGAGUGUAUCACCGUAG